Messenger RNA from Solanum pennellii, 2056 nucleotides. RefSeq names its product probable carbohydrate esterase At4g34215. The coding region runs from base 136 to 1059 and encodes 307 amino acids. The record is from RefSeq and is a predicted model, not a curated record. The transcript is spliced from 3 exons. Lineage: Eukaryota; Viridiplantae; Streptophyta; Magnoliopsida; Solanales; Solanaceae.
UUACAUUAAUCCUCUUAAACAAAAAAAAAAGAAGAAAAUAAAAGCUACUUUCUCAUCAAUAAUAUAAAACAAAAAAAAAACACCUUUUCUUUGAGUUAUUUCAAGUUUACCUCCAAAGUGAUUCACCACCACAAUAUGUUGAAGCACAAAAAUGAUGAAAUAAUUUUGAUGUUAACAUUUCUUUUACUUGUCUCAAACUUAUGUUGGUUAAUGAGUCCAAAAAGAGUGAAGGAAUGUAACACUACAAAUAGUGUCAUGAAAAAAGUACAAGUUUUCCUAUUAGCAGGACAAAGCAACAUGGCAGGACGUGGCGGAGUCAUUAAAAAGAUUGUUGGAGGAAAUGUUACUAAAGUUUGGAAUGGAUUUGUGCCUAAAGAAUGUAAACCAAAUCAUAAAAUUAUACGAUUAAACGUAGCUCAAAAAUGGGAAGAAGCACACGAGCCUCUAAAUUAUGGGAUCGAUUGUUUAUCGAGUUGUGGACUUGGUCCUGGAAUGGCAUUUGCUAAUGAAAUUCUUAAAAAAGACUCGAAUUUUGGUGUAAUUGGUUUGGUACCUUGUGCUAGAGGAGGAACUAGUUUGGAUAAAUGGAGAAUUGGGACUCAUCCUUAUGAUGAAUUGGUUAAAAGAGCAAAAAUUGCUGAAAAAAGUGGUGGAAUUAUUAGGGGGUUAUUAUGGUAUCAUGGUGAAAGUGAUGUAAAAGGAGGAAAUGAAUACAAAGAUUAUAAGAUCAAUUUGGAGAAAUUUAUUCAUGAUUUGCGUAGUGAUUUGAAUUCAUCUAAUCUUCCCAUUUUCCAGGUUAUCAUACCCUAUCCUAAAAAACCAUUUAAAGGGCCAUAUAUAGAAGAAGUAAGAGCAGCUCAAUUGGCAAUCAACAUCUCAAAUGUAAUAAAGAUUGAUGCUAAGGGACUCGAAAUAGGUUCAGAUGGCAUUCAUCUCACAACAUCAGCACAAGUUCAACUUGGUCAUAUGUUUGCACAUGCUUUUUUGAGCCUAAACAAUUUUACAUCGUCGAAUACUUAUAAUUUCUUAAAUUUUUUCCCUUCUAAUAUAUUCUCUUAGAACUUUUUCCCAAUCCUUUGUAUUAUUCUUUUACAAAAUGAACUUUGUUACCACAAUGUUAAACGUUUUGCUAUAUUCCAAGUUUUGAAUGGGAACGCCUCGUCCUAUUCCUUUUACUUGGCCAAAUAUCCAUUUGUGAAAUAUUCUUGAUAUGGAUAUCGAGUAUUACUAAUGCCCCCACACUAAAAGAGAGAAAUCUAUGUAAUUUUGAAUCUUAGCAGCAGUUUUCGAAAAGACUAAUAGCCCUUAUUCCUUGCAUCAACAGGCAAUUCCGCAUAGUAUCAAAAUAAAGGCAAAAUAUUAGCCCAAAAAACUCAAUGUAAACAAACAUUAUGAAAAAAUUAUUGAUUGAUGCAAACCUAAUAACAUGUCCAAAUACAAUUUUCAAUUCAAAGUUAAACUUCCAAUCCUUAAAACGCCUAACAAAUUGACCUUAACUACACAAUUUGUGUUGUAAAGGAUGACUAUGUGCCAAGUUGAUUCAUACGUGUCAAAUUUUCAUAACAUAUUAUUAAUUCAACCAACUGUACCUAGCCAUUACGCAUCUUUAACAUAUAAAACGUGUCCUUGCCUUGUACCAUUAUAUUUUUUGUUUAUCCAUUUGAUCUCAUCAAAUCAUAAACCUACCUAUAUUUAUACAACAUUCGUAAAAUUCAAAACACCUUAAGCUAUAACUCAUUGAAAAAAAAAAACAUGGCCACUUCAAAGGGUGCAGAAGAGACUUAUAAGGUGGAUACUACAAAUUACAAAAAAUCAGCUGGACAUGAAGAUGAAGAACCACAAAAAGAAGAUGUGAAAAUCACACAUGUUCCUCUAACCUAUCAGAAACGUGAAACUGGUGAUUCUUUGGCUGAGUCUGCUAAGGAAACUACUGCAGGUGCCGGUGGCAGAGCUACUGACGAGCACAACAAAAAAAAUUGAGAUAAAUCAUUUCCUCUGUUUUUUGUAUUUAUAGUGCAUGUAAUACAACUUGAAUAAGGUUAUUGUAAUGGUAAAA